AACUGUAAUUGACCAACAAUAAAAAAAGUCUGGCCUCUUGCAUGUCAGCCACCAACAUGCCCUCCAGACUGAGGAAGACCCUGAAACUUCAGGGCCACAUGAGCCAUGGCCACAGCCACAUUAGCAAGCACAGGGAGCACUCAGGAGGCCAAGGUAAUGCUGGUGGCUGGCAUUAUCACAGGAUCAACUUCAACAAACAUCACCCAGGUUACUUUGGGAAAGUUGGUAUGAGGCAUCACCACUUAAAGAGGAAGCAGAGCUUCUGCCCCACUGUCAACCUUAAUAAACUGUGGACCUUGGUCAGUGAGCAGACACAGGUAAAUGCUGCCAAAAACAAGAAUGGAGCCACUCCCAUCAUUGAUGUGGUACGAUCAGGCUACUACAAAGUUCUGGCAAAGGGAAAGCUCCCAAAGCAGCCUGUCCUUGUGAAGGCCAAAUUCUUCUGCAGAAGAGCUGAGGAGAAGGUUAAGAGUGUUGGUGGGGCCUGUGUGCUGGUAGCUUGA
Pteronotus mesoamericanus is the source of this 503-nucleotide messenger RNA. RefSeq names its product 60S ribosomal protein L27a-like. NCBI's taxonomy places the organism in Eukaryota, Metazoa, Chordata, Mammalia, Chiroptera, Mormoopidae. Gene Ontology annotation, cellular component: cytosolic large ribosomal subunit. The transcript has a single exon. The coding region runs from base 42 to 503 and encodes 153 amino acids. The record is from RefSeq and is a predicted model, not a curated record. Gene Ontology annotation, molecular function: structural constituent of ribosome.